UCCAGACAAUGAUUUCAAAUGAUGACAACAGCACAGAUGGAAAAUCCUUACAUCAUAACACAGGGAAUAAUGGAUCUAUGUGCACAGUCAGAGUUGGGUCCAGAAGUCUUCCACUGUAUCCAUUGGUGGCCGUGUGUUUAGGACUGCUAAACGCUGUACUGAUGUUAUCGGCUAUUGUUAUUGGUAUUUACUGUGGCAAAGUAAGUGGGGAAUCCACCUCCGACCAAAUAACAGCACAAGCCCUCAUCAUAGAGGUGAAGCAAAUUCAGAUAAUGCACACUGAAGCGAUCAAUGCUCAAGAAGAGGUCCGACACACAUUAGAGACAGAGCUGGGGAACCAUCAGCAACUGAAACUGCAGUUGGAGCAGAUCAAGGCACUCAGCGAUGGCCUUCAGGGGCAGAUUGAGAGACUACAAAUGGAGAAAGCAACACUGAAGGCCAAUUCAUCUGAUAUUCUGAAAAGUUGUGGACGAUGCCAGUCAGGAUGGCUUUUAUUUAACACAUCAUGCUACUUCCAUUCUGUAUUCCAACCCUCAAAGAGCUGGCAAGACAGCAGGGCGGACUGUAUCAGGCGUGGGGCCGAUCUGGCUGUGAUUAAUAGCUUGGAGGAGCAGGUAAAUCUUUUUGAGUACCUACCUAAACGGGCUGUGGGCAUUGGACCAUGGUGGAACGGACCAGGGGGCAUUUGGAUCGGCCUUACUGUUAUUCAAACGGAGCACAAUUGGGUGUGGGUAAAUAAUGUGACUCUGCAGAAUGAAGGGUACUGGAUAGACGGGGAACCCAACAACCAUGGAAGCGAACCAGAGGGUGAGGACUGUGCAGCACUUAUGAACAGGAGAAACCCUAAGGCAACAUGGUAUGAUGCAAAAUGCCAAGAUAAGAAGGAAUGGUUAUGUGAAAUGGAACUCAACUAGCUGCGGAGAGCAUGGUGGUCCGAAUCCAGGCAAAGAGAAGAGAAGGAACAGAUAUUUUCCAUAUCAGGAUUUGUAUCUCAAGAUUAACAACCCUAGCUUUAACUGAUCAAACUCUCAGCAAGAAAGUUAAUUAGUGCAUUCUCAAAUGUAUUCUCAAAAUGUCUGACUAUUCUUUUAUCAAACAUGUUGUGCAGAAGGCUUUCGCUACACGUUCCAACAGUACUGUGCUUGGAAAGCCUUCUUUUAUGUUCCUUCUUCAUGGAAUACCUCCUGCAGCUCAACACCGUGGUAUCCCUGGAUAGUUUUAAAAGACCUCAUUAAUGGCAUUAUCAAUGUUUUAUGGAGUGAUGCUCUGGAAUAACACAUUGAUUAUUUUGAUUAAUCCUUGAUUCAUAAAACAGAUGUUUUUAUUCUCAGUAAUGAUACUUUUCUGUUGUCAUACAUUCUUUUGUUCCUACUAAGUUCUAACUGUUGUUUUGACUUUAGCCGUGCAGCAGCAGUCAGUGCCCCACUUUGAAAUAUAUAUUAUCUGUCUAUGGACGGAUGGCAUGACAGUCUUUACAGACAUCAUGAUCCCAAAAGGAUCCCAAUGACUUUUGUGAUCCCGACUUUUCCUCCAGUGCCACCAUGAAGUCAAAAUGUGUCAUUGAC
Anarrhichthys ocellatus (wolf-eel) is the source of this 1565-nucleotide messenger RNA. RefSeq names its product CD209 antigen-like protein E. The record is from RefSeq and is a predicted model, not a curated record. The transcript is spliced from 6 exons. Lineage: Eukaryota; Metazoa; Chordata; Actinopteri; Perciformes; Anarhichadidae. The coding region runs from base 9 to 914 and encodes 301 amino acids.